GGCGUGCGCACGGUAGAUGGGGUCUCCGUGGACCGGAAAUACGAUCUGAACGAAGGCGCAGUCACGCAAAACGGAUAUCGCGGGUACUACAACACUAUACCAUACUUUGUAUCCCUCCACUUCGCAGAUUAUCAAAUUACAGUAAGAUAAUUGAUAGCGGGGUCGAGUACUGUGAUCGCGUGAAUCUAGAAUGGCGGCUAGAAUGUAGUAACAAGGCACGACUCGUCUCAGGUAUUUUCGAAAAGCGUCCAAUCCUGCUUUGGUGACGGACUUUACGGGUAAAUUGCUUGGGCAAAACGAUGUCCGUCUUGCGUCUGAGCGAGGCCUCAGCGAUGCUGCGGACCCAGAGGAAAAUGACAUUCGAUUCGCCCUUGAGAAUCCGCGACGCGCGUCUCGCAUCCGAGCAUUGACCCUCGACGCAGAUGAAGAGGAAACGCUGGC
Amoebophrya sp. A25 is the source of this 441-nucleotide messenger RNA. The record is from the annotation of a GenBank genome assembly. Lineage: Eukaryota; Dinophyceae; Syndiniales; Amoebophryaceae.